AAACCAUGUUUAAAUCAGCUUCAUCAGAAAUCCCAGAUUCUUAUUAUCAAACCGAACCCAGCUUAGUCAGGCCAAGGAGUCCAACCCCAAGGCGUACUCUUUAUCUAUCAAACCUUGAUGAUCAGAAGUUUCUGCGAUUCUCAAUUAAAUAUAUCUAUCUUUAUAAGAAAUCAGUAAGCGUAGAGAGCUUGAAAUCUUCAUUAUCAAGGGUUCUUGUUGAUUACUACCCUUUGGCUGGGAGGUUAAGGACGAGUGCAGAAGAUGAAGGCAAAUUUGAGGUUGAUUGUAAUGGAGAAGGUGCUCUGUUUGCUGAAGCUUUCAUGGAUCUCACAGCUGACCAAUUUCUUCAAGCUUCCAGGCGGCCAAACCGUUCUUGGAGGAAGUUCUUGUAUAGGUUAGAUUCUCGUAAUUUCUUGGAUAUCCCUCCUCUAGUAAUUCAGGUGACUAAUCUUAAUUGCGGAGGAAUGAUCCUGUGCACCGCUAUCAAUCAUUGUUUGUGUGAUGGUAUCGGCACAUCUCAAUUCUUGCAAGCAUGGGCCCACCUCACCUCAAAAUCUGAUGAUGUUCUCCCCAUCUCACCAUUUCACGAUCGCCACCUGUUGAGUCCAAGUAGCAUUCCAAACAUAACCUUCACACACCCUGAAUACACCGGUACUACACCUCAUCAUCAUGAGGGCAUUAAUGGAAUUCACUUCCUUGAACAGAUGCUGAAAUCCCAGUCGCUCGUCCCGAUAAGCGUAACCUUCAAACCCUCUCAUAUCCUUAACCUGAGGAAGCACUGUGUGCCGUCGCUAAAAUGCACCUCUUUCGAAGCCUUGGCGUCACACACGUGGCGCUCUUGGAUUCGAUCUCUAAUCCCGCCGGCGUCUCUGAAGGUGAAGCUUCUGUUUUCAGUGAACGUGAGGAAGAGAAUGAAACCAGAGCUCCCAAGGGGAUAUUACGGGAAUGGGUUCGUGCUAGGGUGCGCCGAGACGACAGUGAAGGAGUUGGUGGGUUCAAACAAGAACAUUCACCACGGGGUGAAGGUAGUUCAAGAGGCUAAGGCAGUGUUAACGGAAGAAUACGUGAGGUCUAUGAUAGAUUAUCUGGAGGAGCGACGUGCGAAACCGGAUCUGUCGACGAGUUUUGUGAUAUCUCAGUGGGCGAAGUUGGGUUUAGAGGAUUUGGAUUUUGGGGAAGGGAAGCCUGUGCAUAUGGGUCCUUUAGCUAGUGAGAUUUAUUGUCUGUUUCUGCCCAUCGUGGGCGACUUGGAUGCGAUUCGUGUGUUGGUGUCGGUGCCUGAGAAGAUUGCAGAGAAAUUUGAGUACUACAUGAAGGAUAUCAUGGGUGCAGAAGAGGAGAAGGAGGAGGAGGAGGAAGCUAGGGAGUGGCACAAGAAGUCAUUCAAACUUUCAAGUUUCAUGCCCUGUAAUUGA
Messenger RNA from Telopea speciosissima, 1415 nucleotides. Its product is annotated as alcohol acyltransferase 9-like. Bases 6 to 1415 code for a protein of 469 amino acids. NCBI's taxonomy places the organism in Eukaryota, Viridiplantae, Streptophyta, Magnoliopsida, Proteales, Proteaceae. The record is from RefSeq and is a predicted model, not a curated record. The transcript has 2 exons. Gene Ontology annotation, molecular function: acyltransferase activity, transferring groups other than amino-acyl groups.